Messenger RNA from Vitrella brassicaformis, 3523 nucleotides. The record is from the annotation of a GenBank genome assembly. NCBI's taxonomy places the organism in Eukaryota, Vitrellaceae.
UCAAUCACGGCCCUGCACCCAGCUAUCGGUUAACCGCAUUUCUUGUUGCUGACCCUUGCACGCCGUCACUUCAUGAUGAGCUGAUAUGCUUGCAGGGGUUGUCCUCGGCCCUCGAGACUGGACAAAUAUGAAAUGUAAGCAGCGAUUCAUCAGGUCCCAAGCCUCUCGCGAAGCGCCCUGCACACACACGAGUCACAAACACACGUGUUUAAGCGUAACUUACACGCUUCAUCGGUUCAAGUACCUUCUUCAUGUGUCGAUCCUCAUUGUCGACAUCGAAGGGAAAAUGCCCGAGAAGAUGACGUCGCAUUCCGCCCGAUGCACAUACAUAUGUGUGUGACUUGCAGCGCCCUCCAGCAGAUAGCGAGGGGCGGAGGAGACGGAAGCAGAUCUUGAUCUUCUCUGCAUCAGAACAGGACACACACGCACAUUCGCAUGGUCAUGCAACGCCUUCUCUCGUGUGUGUGAGUGUGUGAGUACAUGCACUGAAUGCCCUGCUGUCGAUGUGCGACAUGGUGUCAGACUCAUUGCCGCUUGCCGUUCCAACACACUCUCCUUCCACCUGCACACACCCAUACAGCCAGGCAGAAGAACACAUUACUUACAUUCACAUGUUUGUGUACAUGAAAUGCUUGUGCACACAUACCAUCGAAUGCUCGCACGCUCAGAAAGGGUCGACGUACACCGACUCGACCAUUGUGCCAUCGAAAUCGACCACAAUCGCCUGCAACUGAUGGACGCGUGUGUCGUGUUUGCGGGGUGUCUUGUAGGGUUGCUCACGUUGGGGUCCUUCAUGUGCGGCAGCAGGCAGAGCGCCAUAGUCCCACGUCAGCCCCACCGAGUGGCUCCGCGAAGCAUCCACCAUGAAAUCGUGCACCAAAGUGUCAGGAGACACAUGGGUGGUGUGCUCAUCGAUUAUGGGUGUCGUCUGUGUACCUCUUCUGCUGGCGUCGGCGCAUGCCCAGAAAUUGUUGGCCAGGUGUGUGGCAUCCACUGUUGAGCCGUUCCGCUCCACUGUUGAACUGCCUGAGGAGACACGGUGGUUCGAGAGAUAUAGACAGCAAAAUAUAAAGUGUAGGCAGCGAUGCCCAAGAACUCUCCUGGCGCCUCGUCGUCCGCUGGUGGGAUCCUGAAGAAACAAAGAAAAACGGACAGAGACAGAUGGACACUUUCAUUUUAUGGAUGGCCUUCUCGACUAGGGGGUGCCUACCCGCCCAGUGCGCCACCACCGUUGGCACCAACAAACACCGACCCUGCUGCUGCUGCUGCUUUUGCGGCAGGGAUGAUAUGAUCUCGCUCUCACCGCUGCCUGUCGGCCGCUCGGCUUCCCCACUCAGCCUCCGCUCAAGGUCAAGCAUGGUCUGCAACAUUGCUUCGAGUUCCGGGCGGUUGUCACGGUCGUCCUGAAGCGCUGCGUAGGCCAAAGCGCUGACGUCUUUGGCGAUUUCUCUCGCCCAUUCGACCUCUGUCUCCUCCCUUUCGUGCAGCAGCCUGACGCUCUUGCGAAAGCUUCUGGCAAGCCCGUUGUCGAAGGGCUUGGGCAAGAAGCUGUCCCACUCGAGGCAGUCCUUGAGGUCAUAGAUAAACUUCUCGCGCCUCAUCUUCUUCUCCAGCUCCUGCAGCUCCUCGGCCGGCCUCUCGUCCCUUCUUGCCUGUUUGAGGGCGGCAUCCAGCUGGCGGAAGACCAUGCUCGCCAUGGGGUACGAAUCCCCAAAGACAAAGUGGCGGAGGAUGUGGUCGACCCCCGAGCUGGCGGCCUUGCGGCUAAUGAAGACGGCAUCCCCCUCCUCAGUCAUCAGGCCGCGCUUCUUCAUGGCCGUCUUCGUCUCGUUGGCCAUGGACAUGAUCUCCUCCUUCUCUGCCCCUCCUGUCUCGGUGGCUGCACAGACGGCAACCCACCUCAGCACUGCGGUUUCAGGCGGUGCCGCGUGUGGGGUCAGACCGACGACCUGCAGCUUCUUCACCUGCUCCACAUGGUCAGUGGGUACUCUUGCGAGGCCCCAAGACCCUUCUCCUUUGGGUGGCUCUUCUGCGCGGCGUCGGCGGGAUCCAUCAUUACCGUCCCAGGGCACCGGCCGAGAAAGGCUGGGUGGUGGGGAGGGCUGGUCGAUGGCCACGGGCAGCAUGACAGAACACACUCCUGUCGAGCAGUGCAGCCCACUUGAGGAACACAUCACUGGCCAUGUUGUCAAGGGCGUAGAGGAGGGCGUUGGAGGUGGUGAUGUGGGCGUGGAUAAAUAGACAGAUAGCCCGAAUGCCAAUCACCACCUCCUCUCUGGCCUGGGCGGCUGCUGCGGCCAACAGGGGAGCGGUGUGCUUCUGGGAGAUCUUGCGGAAGUUGUAUUUCGAGAUGGCGUCCAUGAUCUGGAUGAACUCGUACUUGCCUGAAUCAUCGCCGCUGGACACCCAAGGUGUCACCAGGACGACGAUUGGCUUCUUGGUCGCCUCAUCUCCCUCUCCCUCGACAAGGAUUGCCGGCUGCUCUUUGUUGGUGCUGGCAAGGAAAAGCGGCAGGAAGCCCCUCUCCCGAAUGUGUGCACUGCCGCCCGCCAACUUGGCAAGAUCUUACAGCUUCUGCCGCUCGCUGAUGAGGCAGGCGACGUCGACCGAGGCCCCCCCGCAAAGACGCCUUGAUAGACUUGUGAGAGCCCUUCCUUCUCCGACCGCACCUUCAUCUCGAAUGUGUGCUCCUCCUCUCCGCAUCGAAUGGUGAUGGCUGUGGGUCUUGUCACCGGCGUCAAAGGCAUGGUUGAUGUCACUGUUGCUGCUGUUUCAAUGCUGCACACCAAUUUCUGAGAAGAGAGACGAUCCACACGAGACACGGUGCUUCUCAAGGCCCACGGACGACGAGAUAUAAAAUGUAGACACCGAUAGGUGAGGCAGCAAGAGGGUGAAGUCUCCCUCAGGCCGCCUGGCUUCUUCCUGCGGCUGGGUGGCCUUCUUCCAUCUCGUGUCUGAUGAGUAAAUCAAACACACACAUGGCGUUUCCGCGGGGCUGUCUUCAUCCGCUCACGGGCGUUCAAGCAGCUCACGGGCAAGGUCUUCGCCCAGAAGCAAAGAGCCUGCACACACACACACACACACACACAGAGCGCACACAAUCGACGACAGGUACACACACGCACUUUGCCUUCAGUGCAUACUCACCAUUGAUUCAGACUCGUCCACUGCAGCUCCGCUUCGUCUCUCUUGUGCAGAAGCCUGACACUCGGCCGAAAGCUCUUCGCAAGGCCGUCAUAAUCGAAGAGGCUCGCCAAGAAGGUCUCCCACCUUCGAGGCGAAGCUCAGCUUCUGAUGCAUCAUUUCCUUCCAGGACCUGCAUAUCCUCCGGUGGCUUGCCUUCUCUCUUCGCCUGCCUAAUGGGCGCCUCCAGCUUGUGCAUGGCGACACUCAACAUGGCGUAUGAGUCGCCAGAUAUAAAGUGUCGGAGGUAGUGGCCGACGCCCCAGCUCACCGCCGUUGGGACGAUGGAGAUGCUGUCGCCCUCGGUCAUCGUGUCGCGCUCUUUCGUGACCAUCUUCAU